UUUUACAGAUAUAGGGUUUAGUCUUCCAUUCUCGUCAUCUUCAUGAUCAGUCGGUCACCAUGUCCACCAAAUGCUUUCCAGUUCCUCUGGAUUCCAAAUCUCCCUCCCUAAGCACUGGGCUUUCUCUAUCCUUUCUGUAUGCAAACCCUAGUUACCUCUCCUUUCCUUCCAAAUUCCUUCAUCAUUCACUCCCGCUCCUCCCCAAAUCUCGCUAUUACACGCUAGCCUCAUCUCUACCCCAUCAAAACCCCGCACCAUUGCCCACCAACCAUCUUUCCCUCGCCCAGGAUUCAAUUUCCCAAUUUCUGCACGAUGAACUCAGUGUUUCCGCCGAGGAAUCUCAUUCCAUCGCCUCCGCUUCACCCAAAUACGCGCAGAUGAUCGUCGAUAGCGUGAGGGACUUGGAGGAAUGGAAUUCAUGGAGAGGAAGUGGAGAGGGAGGUUUUGACGGGUUGAAUGGGGAGUUAGGGUUUAAGGAGAAGGUGAUUUUUAUGGUCAGGGAGAAAGGCGAUGGUGGAAAGGUUGCCUUCUUGGAAAGCGUUGGCUUAAGUCUCUCUUCUGCAAUGGCUCUUGCUCGUUACCUCUCUUCUGAGUCGCUUCUCUCCCUCAUUGACAAGGUUAAGUAUAUGAAGGAAAUAUUCUUUUCUGGCAGUGAUGAUGAAGGGCUUGCUGGGAAAAAUGCUCGUCGAAUGAUGAUGUUCCUGUCAAUUCCUGUAGAUGAUGAUUGCAACAAACACUAUCGUUUUUUGAGAAGAUAGAUGCAAGACGCGGAGGCUUAGACAUGGUGGGUCGUGCAGAUGCGUCUUUCAGAUUCCUAGUCGAAUCACUUCCCCGUCUUCUCUUGUUAUCGGUAGAAUCCCACUUGAAACCAAUGGUGGAAUUUCUUGAAAGUAUAGGAGUGAGACAAGGAAGCUUGGGGAAGGUACUUCUGUUGUUUCCUCCCAUUAUAUUCUGCAACAUAGAGGAGAUUAAAAGAAAGAUAUCAGCUUUGGAGAAGGUUGGUGCUGUUGAUAAUGAUGUUGGUAAAAUGGUGCUUAAAUAUCCAUGGGUACUUUCAACAAGCAUUAUGAAUAAUUAUGAACAGAUCCUUUCUUUUUUCAAUGCUGAAAAGGUACCGAAAAUGGAUGUUGAUCGUGCAAUCAGAAGAUGGCCUCAUUUACUGGGUUGUUCAACAAGCAAAUUAAAGCUGAUGGUGGAUCAGUUUGGAGAAUUAGGUGUCGGGAACAAGAAGUUGGCUAAGGUUAUUAUAAAAAGUCCACACCUAUUACUACAAAGACCCCAAGAAUUUCUCAAGAUAGUUACCUUCCUGGAGGAUCUAGGAUUCAAUCAAGGAACUGUGGGGGAGAUACUUUGCCGGUGUCCUGAGAUAUUUGCUACUAGUAUUGAGAGAACUUUGAAGAGAAAGCUAGAGUUCCUUGCUGGUUUUGGUGUUUAUGGAGACCAUUUCCCUCGGGUCAUCAAAAAGUAUCCAGAGCUUCUUGUCUCUGAUGUAGAACGAACACUACUUCCUCGGGUAAACUACUUGAUGGAGAUAGGACUAUCACAGAGGGAUAUAGCAUUCAUGGUACGAAGGUUCUCUCCAUUGUUGGGAUACAGCAUCGAUGAGGUAUUAAAACCGAAGUUAGAAUUCUUAGUGAACACCAUGGAGAAACCAGUAACUGACAUUGUAGAUUAUCCAAGAUAUUUUAGCUAUUCAUUAGAGAAAAAAAUAAAGCCCAGAUUUUGGGUGCUAAAGGGCAGGAACAUAGCAUGUAGCUUAAAAGAUAUGUUAGGUAAAAAUGACGAGGAAUUUGCUGCCGAGUUUAUGGAUGAUGGGAGAACAAUAAUACCUUCAUCCUCUGCUCAUCAAGAAACUGUAAUGUAAUCUAUCUAUAUAUGCUUCGAAUAUAUUUUCUCCUAAA
Molecule: messenger RNA, 1901 nt
Organism: Carica papaya (papaya)
Lineage: Eukaryota; Viridiplantae; Streptophyta; Magnoliopsida; Brassicales; Caricaceae
Product: Mitochondrial transcription termination factor family protein
Biological process (GO): regulation of DNA-templated transcription
Molecular function (GO): double-stranded DNA binding
Source: RefSeq, a predicted model, not a curated record